Molecule: messenger RNA, 1192 nt
Organism: Tarenaya hassleriana
Lineage: Eukaryota; Viridiplantae; Streptophyta; Magnoliopsida; Brassicales; Cleomaceae
Product: thioredoxin-like 2-2, chloroplastic
Exons: 4
Coding region: 46-954 (302 amino acids)
Biological process (GO): cell redox homeostasis
Source: RefSeq, a predicted model, not a curated record
AACGCAGAACUGGACGGUGGCGGCGGGAACGCCAUUGUUGGACAAAUGCGUCUCUCUCUCUCUCUCUCUAUAUAUAUAUGUGUGUGUGUGUAUGUAUAUAUAGCUGCCGCUGGCUCACAGAAAAAUCCCCGGCAUCGUCUGAUCUUUCUGGAGGAAUCUUGCUCUGUGGGAUUUCUCAGAGAAGGGAAAAAAGCAAAGAAUCUCUCUCUCUCUCUCUCGGGAAGUCUGACGAUUUCUAUGGCAGAAGUUGCGCGAAUUUCGACGACAUCGCUUCAGGCCCUUAGCGUCUCGUCCUUCCCCGUCUCCUUCGCCAACGCUCUCAACUCUCUUCAACCUUCUUUGCCUCUCAAUCUGAAUUCCGACAAGAGAUCGCGUCUUCUCUCCUCCUCUGCGUCAUCUUCAUCGUCUUCUCUUUCCUCCUUUGGUCUUGGAAGUUGUGUCUUUUCCCGACCCAGGAACCAUCUUCACCGCUUCAAGGUGAAUGCAGCUAUAGCCGAGAAAGAGCAACCGAAAUGGUGGGAGAGAAAUGCAGGACCAAACAUGAUUGACAUUCAUUCCACAGAAGAAUUCUUGAGGGCUUUAAGCCAAGCAGGCGAUAGAUUAGUCAUUGUAGAGUUUUACGGGACAUGGUGUGCUUCUUGCCGAGCAUUAUUCCCUAAGCUUUGCAGGACAGCCAAGGAGCGUCCAGAUGUUUUGUUCCUUAAAGUCAAUUUCGACGAGAACAAGCCGAUGUGCAAAAGUUUGAUGGUGAAGGUCCUUCCUCGUUUCCACUUCUACCGUGGAGCCGAUGGUCAGCUUGAAUCCUUCUCCUGCUCUCUUGCUAAGUUUCAGAAAAUAAAAGAUGCCAUCGAACUGCACAGCACUGAACGUUGCAGCAUUGCCCCGGCAGACCGAACUGGAGGGUUAACUCUUGAAUCUUUGUCUGCACAAUCCAACUCACCCAAACCGGCUUGAUCUUAGUUUAAGUGAUUGUCUUUUUGAUUCUUCAAAACACUCUGUAAUCUGUAUAUCUUCUUCUUCUUCCUUUUGGCGUGGAGUUCAUUUUUGGAGCUUGUCAUGAUUCUUUAGCUCCUUUCUUGUUCCGAGAGGAUAUGUAUAUGACACUCCAUAGCUCAAAAAUAAGUAAACGAGAAGAUCAUAAAAAUGAGAUUGACAAAUACUUUAUAUAAAUCAUGAUCAAACCAUUUGAGUU